This is a messenger RNA of Scomber scombrus (Atlantic mackerel), 4578 nucleotides long. Its product is annotated as 3-hydroxy-3-methylglutaryl-coenzyme A reductase-like. Gene Ontology annotation, molecular function: NADP binding; protein binding; hydroxymethylglutaryl-CoA reductase (NADPH) activity. Gene Ontology annotation, cellular component: peroxisomal membrane; endoplasmic reticulum membrane. The coding region runs from base 87 to 2699 and encodes 870 amino acids. The record is from RefSeq and is a predicted model, not a curated record. Gene Ontology annotation, biological process: sterol biosynthetic process; isoprenoid biosynthetic process; coenzyme A metabolic process. NCBI's taxonomy places the organism in Eukaryota, Metazoa, Chordata, Actinopteri, Scombriformes, Scombridae. The transcript is spliced from 20 exons.
UUGCAGUAGGACAGUGUCACUAUGGGAAGGUCUCUGUUGCCACGGUGAAACUUACCUCCAGAGAAGAAAGGUGCGAGUCUGAGACCAUGUUGGCACGUCUCUUCAGGCUCCACGGCCUGCUGGUGGCCUCUCACCCAUGGGAGGUGAUAAUCGGUACCCUCACUGUCACCGUCUGCCUCAUGUCUAUGAACAGCCUGGCAGCCAGCAGCCAGAUGUGCAGCUGGAACGACUGCCCCAAAGUGGAAGAGAAAAGCCACAGCAGUGACAUCAUCAUCUUAACCAUCACGCGCUGCAUCGCCAUCGUUUACAUCUAUUUCCAGUUUAAGAGCCUCCGACAGCUGGGAUCCAAAUAUAUUCUAGGUAUUGCAGGUUUAUUCACAGUGUUUUCCAGCUUUGUUUUCAGCACAGUCGUCAUUCACUUCUUCGGGAAAGAGCUGACAGGCCUCAAUGAAGCGCUGCCGUUCUUCCUCCUGCUCAUCGACCUCUCCAAAGCCUGCGCGCUGGCCAAAUUUGCCCUCAGCUCCAACUCUCAGGAGGAGGUGAGGGAGAAUAUCUCGCAGGGCAUGGCCAUCCUGGGUCCAACCUUCACCCUGGAUGCUCUGGUUGAGUGUCUCGUCAUUGGGAUCGGCACCAUGUCAGGUGUUCCUCAGUUAGAGAUCAUGUGUUGUUUCGGCUGCAUGUCGGUCCUGGCCAAUUACUUUGUCUUCAUGACCUUCUUCCCUGCGUGUGUCUCUCUGGUUCUGGAGCUCUCCAGAGAAAGUCGUGAAGGCCGUCCGAUCUGGCAGCUGAGCCACUUUGCCCGCGUGCUGGCUGAAGAAGAGGACAACAAACCCAAUCCUGUGACCCAGAGGGUUAAAAUCAUCAUGUCUCUGGGCCUGGCCUUGGUUCACGCUCACACUCGACUAGCGGCCGAGCGCUCGGGUCAGAACCGCACAGAGGAGGGACGCAUGGAGAAGAGGCUGGACUCUGGUGGCACCGUGUGGCCCAUGCAGCUCUCCAGCAUGGACCUGGAGCAGGUGAUAACUCUCGCUCUCGCCCUGCUCCUGGCUGUGAAGUACGUCUUCUUCGAGCAGCCGGAGACAGAGUCCUCCCUGUCCCUCAUGAGCCCCAUUAUCAGCUCCCCUCCUCCCCAGAAGCCUAAAGCAGCUGAGGACUGCUGCAGGCGAGAAUUCCCCGCCCCGAAACCCCAGAAGACCACAAACAACACUGCAGCAACCAAUCCUCCCUCCUCCAAAGCCGUAUCAGACUCUAAACUUUCCACUGAGGCUGACACGGCAUUCACAGAGAAGGCAGCCUCAGCAGAAAACAGCCCCUGUGUUUCAUUAUUCGGGGAGUCUCCGGCUCCUUGUUUUCCUGUAAGUAGCUCUAAUCCUGAGCCCCGGUCGCAGGAGGAAUGUAUGACCAUCCUCUCAGAUCCUCAGAGAGGCGCCCGUUUCCUUAGCAAUGCUGAGGUGAUGAACCUCGUCGCCUCGCGUAACAUCCUGAACUAUAAGCUGGAGGCUGUCCUGGAGACUCCAGAGAGGGGCGUGGCCAUCAGGAGAGAAAUGUUAUCAUCGAAGCUGCCUGCCGCCUCUGCUUUGACUUAUCUGCCGUAUAAAGACUACGACUAUUCCAAGGUGAUGGGUACCUGCUGCGAGAAUGUCAUCGGCUACAUGCCGGUGCCCGUAGGAGUGGCCGGUCCUCUUCUGUUGGACGAGAAGCAGUUUCACAUUCCCAUGGCGACGACAGAGGGCUGCCUGGUGGCCAGCACCAACAGAGGAUGCAGGGCGCUCUCUCUGAGUGGUGGAUGCACCAGCAGCAUCCUGGCUGACAGUAUGACCAGGGGUCCUGUGGUGAGGCUGCCCUCAGCGUGCCGGGCAGCAGAGGUCAAAGUGUGGCUCGAGACCCCUGACGGUUUCAGCACCAUCAAAGAAGCCUUCGAACAGACCAGCAGGUUUGCUCGUCUGGAGAAGCUGUUCGUCGGAUUAGCCGGAAGGAAUUUGUACAUUCGCUUCCAGUCUCAGACCGGGGACGCCAUGGGCAUGAACAUGUUAUCCAAGGGGAGUGAGCAGGCUCUGCACAGGAUCAAGCAGCUGUAUCCAGAUAUGGAGGUGCUGGCUGUCAGUGGAAACUACUGCACCGACAAGAAGUCUGCGGCCAUAAACUGGAUUUUAGGCCGAGGAAAGUCCGCCGUGUGUGAGGCCACAAUCCCCGCCCAGGUGGUCAGAGAGGUGCUGAAGAGCAGUACGGCUGCUCUGGUGGAGCUCAACAUUAACAAGAACUUGGUGGGCUCGGCCAUGGCGGGAAGUAUCGGGGGAUUUAACGCUCACGCUGCCAACAUUGUAGCAGCCAUCUACAUCGCCUGCGGACAGGACCCGGCUCAGACUGUAGGAAGCUCCAACUGCAUCACUCAGAUGGAGUCUGCCGGUCCAGACGGGGAGGACCUUUACAUCAGCUGCACGAUGCCCUCCAUAGAGCUGGGCACCGUGGGAGGAGGCACCAACCUGCCACCACAGCAGGCCUGUCUGCAGAUGCUUGGUGUCCAAGGUACGAGCCCCCACGCGCCCGGUGAGAAUGCCCGUCAGCUGGCCCGGGUGGUUUGCGGCACCGUGCUGGCAGGAGAGCUCUCCCUGAUGGCCGCCCUCGCUGCCGGACACCUCGUUAAGAGUCACAUGACCCACAACAGAUCUAAAACAAAUUUGCCACAAACUCCUGCGUGACAUAAAACAUCGCUGCUCCUUCGGGGGAGUCAGCCAGAGUGAACGAUGCACUCCAGACGCCUGCAGGACACUUUUCCGAGAGGACCGAAGCGUCUCUUUAUGAAGGAAAGUGCUCCGCGUCGAGGAAAUCCCAAACAUUAAAAAAAGAAAGAAAAGAAAGACUGACGGAGAAAACACUCAGAUCCACGUACUCGAAGGCCUCAAACCACAAACGUGUGCUCGCUCUGUGUGUGUGUGUCCCUGCCCAACUGACUGUAAAGACUUUGAUGAAUUGAGAUGUUUUAAUGUUGCGGUUACUUAUUCGUGCCAUUUGUCUGCAUCUGAACGUUGCACUACUGUGACAAACUUUAACACAUUUUCUUUUGAAAGGAAGAGCCGUCACUGUGAAUCAUGUGAUGGUUUUUUUUUUGUUUUUGGAUUUAUUAAAAUAAUCCACAGUGCACCAAAAAAAAGGGCCGAUCUUUGCCUCGAAAAGCAAAAAGAGAAUUUUUAUUUUAUCUCUCAUGCAAAUGGAAAGACACAAAUUCCAUAUUAAUUUAUUGUGUGGUUUUCCUUCUCAAAAUACAUGAAGUGAGAUCUUUAAUUUUGACGGUUGAAAUAUUUUUUUGUUUGUUUUAUGCACUUGCCAAACUUUCGCUCGAGACAGCGCUGUUACGAGAACAGCUGACAUUUGUUCUGAACGCCAACUUUUUGCCUGAAUGUAUGUCUGUACGUACGAUAUCAGUGUUUUUGUUUAUUUUUAGGAUAUCUCUUGCACAUCCUUUCGUUCUGUCAAAGGUUUCUGUCACAAAGUGGUUUGCACUGACUCUGAAAAAAGAAACUAGAUGAAUUGUUGCAGACAAGUUGAGUCUUUGUGUCGAGGCCUGUUGCAGCCCGUCUUGCCCGUCUUUUUAAUGCGAUAAAGCCAAUAACGUCAUAAAACAGCCAAUAAUGUAAUGUAAGAUCUUUGACUGCAAGUUUCACACUUCCAUUGCACUUCAAAAGUUAUUAUGUAAAAAUUAUUACAUAAAAAAAAAAAGACAAAAUUAUUAUGUUAGCUGUUGUUAUUACGUUAUUGGCUAGGUUAAAUAAAAAAAAACCUUUACAAAUGUAAUAACUUGAGCCGAUAACGUAAUAAUAUUGAUAUCACUUUAUAUAAGUUUUAUUUAUUGGAUAUAAAGUGUCAGACUUCCAAAGUUAUUACGUUAUCGGCUUAAUACGUUAAAAAAACAGGCAAAAUUAUUACGUUAUUGGCUAGAUUAAAAAAGAAAAGGGAAAAAAAUUUACUAAUGUAAUUUCUGGAGCCGAUAACGUAAUAAUAUACUGAUGUCACUUGAUGCAAGUUUUAUUUAUUUAUUACUUCCAUGGAACUUCCAAAGUUUUUACGUUCAAGUUAUAACAUUAAAAAAACAGACAAAAUAAUUAUGUAAUCGAUUGUUAUUACGUUAUUGGCUUAGUUAAAAAGAGAAACCCUUUACAAAUGUAAUAAAUGGAGCCGAUAAUGUAAUAAUAUUCUGAUAUCACUUUAAGUUUUAUUUAUUUAUUACUUCCAUGGAACUUCCAAAGUUAUUACAUUAAAAAAACAGAUAGUUAUUACGUUAUCGGUCGUUAUUACGGCUGCUGCAAGGCUAAUGGAAAAAACUGGAAAAUCAAAGCCAUAUAAUCUAACUUUAAUAAGCUUUUACGGAGACGCUGUUAUAUGUACAGCUGUCAGAUGAGUUUAAAGCAUCUCUGAGAGAUGCUGCAGACGUCUCGAAUCAUCACUUUGAAAAAGUAAUUAAAGCUCAGAACUGGCCUUACGUGUGUGUCAUGAGAAGCUACGCCUUCACAUGUUCAAUAACGAAUACAUUUUUAAGCUAGUUAACAUCAAAAGAUUGUUAUAAAGUUGUAUUUAAAACAA